Molecule: messenger RNA, 1293 nt
Organism: Nicotiana tabacum (common tobacco)
Lineage: Eukaryota; Viridiplantae; Streptophyta; Magnoliopsida; Solanales; Solanaceae
Product: mitogen-activated protein kinase kinase kinase 17-like
Biological process (GO): signal transduction; protein phosphorylation
Molecular function (GO): protein kinase activity; ATP binding
Source: RefSeq, a predicted model, not a curated record
UCAAACUUUUCAAGUCUUUAAGAGGAAAAAAAGGCCCACCUAAGCGUUACCAAACUAAUUUGGACAUUCUCUGUUAUAUAUAAACCUCUUUGUAGUGUCCAACCAACCAGAAAAACAGAACAUGUCCAAAACUUCUUUCACUUGCUAACUUGCUACUUACCAAAUUCUUCUUCAAAUGGACUGGACAAGAGGCGCCACCAUCGGCCACGGCUCCUCUGCUGCCGUCUCGAUUGCCAUGUCACGCUGCUCUGGCGAGAUUUUUGCUGUCAAAUCCGUGGAGUUGUCACAGUCAGAGUUUUUGCAAAAGGAGCAGAAAAUUUUGUCCACUUUGAGCUCCCCUUAUAUAGUGUGCUACAAGGGGUACGAUGUAACCAGAGAGAACAACAAGGACAUGUUCAAUCUUAUGAUGGAGUACAUGCCCGACGGAACGCUCACCGAUGAAAUACAGGGAGGCCCGUUGAAUGAGCAGUUGAUCGGAUAUUACACGAAGCAAAUUAUUCAUGGAUUAAACUAUCUACAUUCGAAAGGGAUCGUGCAUUGUGACAUUAAGGGACACAACAUUCUGUUAUAUAAAACCGGUGCAAAAAUUGCAGAUUUUGGUUGUGCUAGGUCAGUCGAUCAGGCUAAGUGGAACGGGGGCACGCCUAUGUUCAUGGCACCAGAAGUAGCACGCGGAGAAGAACAAUGGUUUGCAGCUGAUAUAUGGGCAUUAGGAUGCACUAUUAUUGAAAUGGCCACUGGUGCCUCACCCUGGACUACUGUUAACCACAGUCCUGCUUCUUUGCUUUGCCAUAUUGCAUUUUCUGGCCAAAUCCCAGAAAUUCCAAAGUUUCUCUCUUCACAAGCAAGGGAUUUUUUAAGUGAAUGCUUGAGAAGGGAUCCAAAACAGAGAUGGUCUGCUAAACAGCUCCUCAACCAUCCGUUUCUUGAGCAAUCAGAUUCAAACAGCAAGAUAAAUGAAGAUUUCAUCACAAGUUCCCCAACAAGCAUUCUUGAUCAACGCAUUUGGAAUUCAGUGGAGGAAUCAGAAACUGUCGAAGAUUCAAGGCAAACAAUUAGCUCAAUGGAUUCUCCUCUGCAAAGGGUAACAAAAUUGUGUAUGGAAUCCGGAAAACUAGAGUGGAGAUGGGAUGAGAGUUGGAGCACAGUCAGAAAUUGCAGUGAAGAUAAAGAAGAGAUGAUGUCAAUUUAGUUAGUGAGAUGUUAGAAAUAAAUUGCAUAGAUAGCCUUUUUUGUUGUAGUGCUUCUAGGAUACAACAUAGAGCUGUAAUUAGCAGUCUCAAUUUUGACAGA